ACUCAUCAACUCUCUACUCUAUCUCAGUUUCUCAUCACCAACACUAGCUACCAGUCUCUUUCUAAGCACACAAAACACUCACUUGUGUCUCUCUUCGAUCAUCUCUCUAGUUCUGCUUCAGCUAGCUUGUAGCCAUGGCCAAGGACAUUGAAGUAGGUGGUUUUGCUGCCAAGGACUACCACGACCCACCCCCAACACCAUUGAUCGAUCCGGAGGAGUUUGGAAAAUGGUCUUUUUACAGAGCCAUCAUUGCCGAGUUCAUCGCUACGCUUUUGUUCUUGUACAUCACUGUGCUCACUGUGAUUGGAUACAAGAGCCAGAGUGACACUCUCAAAGGUGGAGACCAAUGUGGUGGUGUUGGCAUUCUUGGCAUUGCUUGGGCCUUUGGUGGCAUGAUCUUUGUCCUUGUUUACUGCACUGCCGGAAUCUCUGGAGGGCACAUAAACCCUGCUGUGACAUUUGGGCUGUUUUUGGCUAGGAAGGUGUCACUGCCCAGAGCUGUAAUGUAUAUUGUGGCUCAGUCUUUGGGAGCAAUAUGUGGGUGUGCGCUUGUCAAAUCGUUCCAGAGUGCUUUGUACACCAACUAUGGUGGUGGAGCUAAUGGGCUAGCUGAUGGGUACAACAAAGGCACCGGUUUGGCUGCUGAGAUUAUUGGUACAUUUGUUCUUGUCUACACUGUCUUCUCUGCCACUGACCCCAAGAGGAAUGCCAGGGACUCCCAUGUCCCAGUAUUGGCACCACUACCAAUUGGGUUUGCUGUCUUUAUGGUUCACCUUGCCACAAUCCCAAUCACUGGUACCGGGAUCAACCCCGCAAGAAGUUUAGGAGCGGCAGUGAUUUACAACAAUGAGAAGGCUUGGGAUGACCAUUGGAUCUUCUGGGUUGGACCCUUCAUUGGUGCAGCCAUUGCGGCCAUGUAUCACCAAUACAUACUGAGGGCAGGAGCAGUUAAGGCUUUGGGUUCUUUCAGAAGCUCUUCCAACAUAUAAAUUCAUCGGAGAGGAUUUUAAUGCGUAUUCUAAAUGGUUUGGGAGACUUUAGAAGUUGGAAUUUGGAACCAUAUCAAGGCACUCGUUUUAAACUUGCUUUGAUUCAUUCUGCUCUGUAUUCCUCUGUUUAAUUUAACCAUUUCAGUUUCGCUGCCGAGAGCCGGAGAAUGUAUGAUAUGUGCUAGUCUGUUGUACUUUUUUUUUUUUUAGUUCAACAGGAGACAGGAGAGCAGAGUGUUUUCCCACCUCGAAUUUAUUAAUAAAAAAGAAAGAUUACAAAC
This is a messenger RNA of Fragaria vesca subsp. vesca, 1270 nucleotides long. RefSeq names its product aquaporin PIP2-1-like. The record is from RefSeq and is a predicted model, not a curated record. NCBI's taxonomy places the organism in Eukaryota, Viridiplantae, Streptophyta, Magnoliopsida, Rosales, Rosaceae. The coding region runs from base 135 to 989 and encodes 284 amino acids. The transcript has 4 exons. Gene Ontology annotation, molecular function: water channel activity. Gene Ontology annotation, biological process: transmembrane transport. Gene Ontology annotation, cellular component: plasma membrane.